This is a messenger RNA of Linum trigynum, 2552 nucleotides long. The record is from the annotation of a GenBank genome assembly. NCBI's taxonomy places the organism in Eukaryota, Viridiplantae, Streptophyta, Magnoliopsida, Malpighiales, Linaceae.
AUACUUAAAUGUUUGCGGAGGGUUAUGAGUUCUGACACAAAUACUUGACUGGUGUGUGCAUGAUAAUUAUGUCGUUAGUAGUAUGGUGGUCAGAAUUUUGCCUUCUAAUCAAAAUACCACUGCUACUAAAUAUGAUAUGUUAUUUCUGAUAGUUGCAGUUGUUUCUGUUUUCGAGGAGGCUAAAAGGCCAUUGAGCAUUUAAACCCUUGAUUUUUAGCCUUCGGAUUGUGAUUAGCCUUUAUGAAAAUAAUUGAGAAUGUUUGAACAUUAGAGAUAAACUUGCUCUUUUCUUCAAUUUAAUAUGUUUACAUUUUAGCUUAAUGUUUGAAUCAAAGAGCAACUUUUGUUUUGUUUUGUUAAGUAAGUUAUUUGGAAUGACCAUUUCAGUGCUGAUAAUUUUAUGUUGCUCUACUAUUGCAAUGGUUCAACGAUUCCUCUUCAAAUUACUAUUGUGUUCUUGGCCUACUUCUGAAGAACGAGGCACACAUGUUAAUGGGUUGAUGUCGGUAAGAGUUUCGCUAUCAAUUUUUUCGGCCUACCUCCGGCCAAGGGGCCGGGUCAUAGGCUAGUAGCUUCAUUAAAUGAUAAGGCAAAUCAAAUUAAACUAUUAGAAGUUUAGAACCCAAAAUCUUUUUCUCUUGUGUUAAUUCCCUCAUCAUUCUUCACAUGCCUCGACGAACUUCUCCGCACCAAUAAUACGAAACAGAGGUUUUGGCGGGGUUCGAAACUGCAGUCGUUUACCUCUUUUAUCGAUCUCCAAGGCAUAUAGGGUUUUGCACCAUCGGCGAUUCGGCGUAAAAGGUUUACUAGUCAGCGUCUUUGUGGUUUGCUAUUGACACAGUAACUGCCCGAGCUGGAACCGAAAGAAGAAGACGAGCAGCAGCAGAAGGAGAAGAAAAACAGGAGGAAAAGGAUGUGGUAUCUUUGCGUGUUCUUCCAUAGACUGUUGGAUUACAGGCGACCAGAAGUCGAGGCUCUUGCGGAGCUCUUUCAGCACAACUCAAGCAAUGAGCCUCUGGAAUGGAGGGUUCCCGAAAAUCACCAUCCCGAUUCUCCUUUCCAUUUCGUCAAUCUGUCUUCUGAUGACGUCGCCCGAGACAUCGCCAAUCGAAGUUUACUAGUGAAAGGAAUGUAUGAGCUUUGGGGCGAAGGAAGCACACUGGAAGAAUUGGAACAGGCGAUAAAGAGCUACCCGGAUGAGCGAAAGUCACCAUACUUGAGUUCUGAAAGUACUUUUAGGAUCACCGUAGACAGCUUUGGGAAGGUGAUGAGCUUUGAGGAGCAGAAUAACCGUAUUCAGCAACUUGCUUACAUUCCUUUCGAGGGUCGAGUUAACCUGAAACAUCCAGAUCAUAAGUUCUGGCUCAUGGAGACUGAUGACCAUGGGGGUAACAAUGGACUGCCACCAGUUGUUCAAAAAAGAAUCUUUUUUGGCCGUGAGAUAGGUGGUUCUGACAGGACGCUAAUACCCACAUACCAGCUAAAAAGCCGAAAGUAUCUUGGCCCAACAGCAAUGGACGCAGAAAUGGCUUUUUUGAUGGCCAAUCAAGCGCUAGUCAAGCCCGGGAAACUUGUCUAUGACCCUUUUGUUGGAACUGGCAGUAUUCUGAUUGGUGCUGCUCACUUCGGAGCAAUGACAAUGGGUGCUGACAUUGAUAUUAGAGUAGUUCGAGAUGGACGUGGCCCUGACCGCAAUGUCUGGAGCAAUUUCAAGCAGUAUGGACUGCCUAUGCCUGUUGGCCUUCUAAGGGCGGAUAAUAACCUUCCUCCUUGGCGUCCUGGAUUGAAAGAGGUUUUCGAUGCUAUAAUCUGCGACCCACCAUAUGGAGUCCGUGCUGGUGGACGAAAGUCAGGUGGCAGAAAGCUGCUGAAGGGAGUUGUGGGACCAUACACGGUUCCUGAUGACAAGAGAACAGACCACAUACCUUCAACUGCACCAUACAGCUUAGUUGAAUGUGUACACGAUUUGCUAGACCUUGCUGCAAGGAUGCUUGUGAUCGGUGGCAGGCUAGUCUACUUCUUCCCUGUGCUCCGAGAAGAUGAAGCUAAUGUAGGCAAUACCGUCUUCCCAGAGCACCCUUGUUUUGAACUGAUUUCAUCUUCGGAGCAGAUCCUGAGCUCACGUUAUAGUCGGGUUUUACUAACCAUGGUCAAGAGACGCCCUUACACCGAGGAGAUAGCCGAGGCAGCUAGGGUAAAGCACACAGAGUUUCGAGAAAACCACGUCAAGUGGCUAGAAGAUGGCAAUAUUCAUUCCUCUGUUUUCACUCCAGCUGAUCAACUCACUGUGUCCGGAGAUACCAAACCACUUAGAGAUCUCAAACCUAAAUACAGAGGCAAGUAUGUCUAGUACACACUCACUCUGCACCUUUGACUGAAAAUCGGGUGUUGAGAUUCCAUUUUUGGCAUGUAUCAUUAGAUUGUUAGGACUUGAACAAAAGUGUCGAGCUAUUUUGUUGCGAAAGUUGUAUGAUUUACAAUUGUAGGGGGAAGGUUUCCUUCCCAGGAAAAGAACAAGAGAUGAGGGGGGAAAAGAAAGAUUUGAUAGUACA